This is a messenger RNA of Diachasma alloeum, 1654 nucleotides long. Its product is annotated as calcium and integrin-binding protein 1. The record is from RefSeq and is a predicted model, not a curated record. The coding region runs from base 84 to 638 and encodes 184 amino acids. The transcript is spliced from 6 exons. Lineage: Eukaryota; Metazoa; Arthropoda; Insecta; Hymenoptera; Braconidae. Gene Ontology annotation, molecular function: calcium ion binding.
GUGGACGGGGUAGGGAUGGACGGAAUUUGACAGUCAAUAAUAUUCCCCAUUCCGACUCGCUCGUGUCAACAAACUCCACAGAGAUGGGCGCCGGAAAGAGUCAAUUCACCGAGGAAGAGCUGCAAGAUUACCAGGACUUGACGUAUUUUACGAAAAAGGAAGUUCUGUAUGCCCAUCAAAAAUUCAAAGCAUUAGCCCCUGAGAAAGUAGGGCACAACAGAAAUGCAAAACUGCCGAUGUCGAAAAUACUUCAGUAUCCAGAGCUCAGAGUCAAUCCAUUUGGAGACAGAAUUUGUAAGGUCUUCAGUUCGAGUCAGGAUGGCGACUGCACGUUUGAAGAUUUCUUGGAUAUGACGUCUGUCUUCAGUGAUGCAGCACCAAAAGCAGUCAAAGCUGAACAUGCUUUCAGAAUAUUUGAUUUCGAUGGCGAUGAUAUGCUGGGUGUCGGCGAUCUCCGUCAAGUUAUUGAUCGUUUAACUGCACCACAAAGACUGAGUGAGAGUGAUAUGCAACGCCUGCUCCAAUAUCUUCUGGAAGAAGCCGAUCUCGAUGAUGAUGGUGCUCUCAGUUUUGCUGAAUUCGAGCACAUCAUUGAGAAAAGCAGCGAUUUUUCGAAAACAUUUCGAAUUCGUUUAUGAGAUUCACAAUAAUUAGAGUUCCCGAGGAAUUCUAAAGCUUAAUUAAAAGCUAAAUUAAAAAUGAAUCUCCAUGACUCGAAAAGAAGAAGAUUGAAAAGGAAUAAUCGCCUGAAGAUGAAGGGAAAACUUGCGCACUUGGGGCCUAAUGCAUCAUACGUACUGGAGACAAUUACAGGGGCAAAUUGUAAAUCGAGGGCCUAUAUCUCACAACUCUCAACAAUUUAAAACAAAAUACUCUCCAAUUGAGCGAUGCCACCAAUUGUGAACUAUGCACAUCUUGCAUUUAUUAUUUUCUAAGAAGAUCUGAGUAUUUAUGAAACUAGUAGUAGAACUUGGAAUACUUUCUUUGAAUUCCCACAAGAACUGAAUGAGCGGAACAAUACAUUUUCACAGAUAGUCGAGAAAUCUCAUAUUCAUGUUCACGUGAGAGAAUUUUGAAUGAGUCAUCAUUAUACUAAUUUUUCCAAUAUCUCCCGAAAAAGACUCGAUUUGAAAAUUCACGAAAACUGCCGACGAUAAUACUAAACCAAGUAAAUAACCACUAAAAAAUAGUAAAGAAGAGUAGAAAGCACUCAAAAUUGUACAUAAAGAUUUCGAUAUCGAAGCAAAAAUGGUUGCGAUGUACUGGAUCUCCCGAUGAUGUGGGAAAAAUAAAUUUAAUAUAAAUCUGAUUAGUUUUUUUGCAACUGUUAAUGUGGAAAAAAAGCAGAAAUAUCUAGAGAGUGAUCAGUUUGUAAAGAAUGCCAUUAUUUGAAUUAUUUCAGAGUCCCAAUUAUUUAGCAGUGAAAUUUCGAAAGUCGAAUGUUAAGAAUCAAAUAUUAUACGUUAAAGAUGAAAAGUUGAGAGUCAAAGCCUCACUUGACGUGGGUUUUAAAAAUUAAUUCUUGACUCUCAUCAUAUUUUUCAUUUUAUUUGAUUAGUCAAGGACCCCCCGUGCAUUACCCAGGCCAUAAUACAGUAGCGAAGCGGUAAACCGGGUCAAGUCGAUUUUGACUUUUGGCCAGUUUUUUAUUAAU